GGGCCAACUGAAUUUAAGUGAAUCCAGGAUUCACCGUCUCAAUCAGGGAGAGACAGAGAAAGAAGCGAGCAGACAUGAGUUUGACGCAGAAGGACAAGGCUGCUGUCAAGGCGCUGUGGGCCAAGAUCUCCAAGGGAGCUGAUGCCAUUGGGGCAGAUGCUCUGGCCAGGAUGCUCGUCGUUUACCCCCAAACCAAGACCUACUUCGCCCACUGGCCUGACCUGAAAGCCGGCUCUGCCCCCGUGACGAAGCACGGGAAGAAGAUCAUGGGUGGAGUCGCUCAGGCCGUGGCAAAGAUCGACGACUUGGGCAGCGGCCUGCUGGAACUCAGCGAGCUUCACGCCUUCCAGCUGAGGGUGGACCCGGCCAACUUCAAGAUCCUGGCCCACUGCCUCCUGGUGGUCAUCUCCUCCAUGUACCCCAACGACUUCACCCCUGAGGCCCACGUUGCCUUCGAUAAAUUCCUCUCCAACGUGGCUCUGGCUCUGUCUGAGAAAUACCGCUGAGCCGGGCAGAAACACCGACGGUGCACGGAGAAAUAAAGAGCAUGCUGCCCGAUCUGUCUUAAUGUGUGGAAUCACUUUGAA
Molecule: messenger RNA, 587 nt
Organism: Fundulus heteroclitus (mummichog)
Lineage: Eukaryota; Metazoa; Chordata; Actinopteri; Cyprinodontiformes; Fundulidae
Gene: hbae5
Product: hemoglobin, alpha embryonic 5
Exons: 3
Coding region: 75-506 (143 amino acids)
Biological process (GO): oxygen transport; hydrogen peroxide catabolic process
Cellular component (GO): blood microparticle; haptoglobin-hemoglobin complex; hemoglobin complex
Molecular function (GO): peroxidase activity; haptoglobin binding; organic acid binding
Source: RefSeq, a predicted model, not a curated record